CUAAAAGUUGGAAGUUAGGAGUCCGUUCAAAAGAAAAUCAAGUUGACAGGAAAUGGCGCAUGCUUGUAGAUCUUGUUUAUUAAAAUUGCUGCGCGUAGCUGCUGUGUUUCAAAGUACAGUGUCGCACCGUUCCUAUGCCAAGAUGGCUUCUAUGCCUUAUGGGCAAGGGAGGAGGGAGAAACCGGUUGAAGUUGAAGCAGAUGAAGGUGAAGAUCUAGACGAUUUUGCUGUGAGCUCAGGAAUCAGCAGACCCUUAUCUGAAAUCCUCAAGCAAAUCAACAAGAAAGUCCCAGAUGCCCUCAUCAAAUUCCGCCACGAAAAUGGGUUUACAUCCAAAUACAUUCCCUGGCACGUUGUUAAUCGAAUAAUGAACUUGCAUGCUCCAGAAUGGUCUGGUGAGGUCCGAAGCAUUACAUACUCUGCUGAUGCCAAGACUGUUUCUGUUGUUUAUCGUGUCACGCUCUAUGGAACUGAUGCUGUGAUAUUUAGGGAGUCUGUAGGCACUGCUUCAGUAGAUGACACAAGUUAUGGGGAUCCAGUACAGAAGGCUGAAGCAAUGGCAUUUCGUCGAGCUUGUGCACGCUUUGGGCUUGGUCUUCAUCUUUACCAUGAAGAUUUGUCUUAGUGGGAU
Argentina anserina (silverweed cinquefoil) is the source of this 631-nucleotide messenger RNA. RefSeq names its product DNA repair RAD52-like protein 1, mitochondrial. The coding region runs from base 53 to 625 and encodes 190 amino acids. Gene Ontology annotation, biological process: double-strand break repair via homologous recombination. Gene Ontology annotation, molecular function: DNA binding. The record is from RefSeq and is a predicted model, not a curated record. NCBI's taxonomy places the organism in Eukaryota, Viridiplantae, Streptophyta, Magnoliopsida, Rosales, Rosaceae. The transcript is spliced from 4 exons.